This is a messenger RNA of Cydia pomonella (codling moth), 2586 nucleotides long. RefSeq lists its product as uncharacterized. NCBI's taxonomy places the organism in Eukaryota, Metazoa, Arthropoda, Insecta, Lepidoptera, Tortricidae. The record is from RefSeq and is a predicted model, not a curated record. The coding region runs from base 887 to 1567 and encodes 226 amino acids. The transcript has 5 exons.
UGUCAGUCCUUAUAUUUUUAUUUUUUUAGAAUUAUGGCCUGGAUGUCAGUCCUUAAUUGCCGCGCUAUAGUGAAGUACCGAUUGUUAGGCUGCACUCGCAUAAGCCUCAUCAUCGGUUAACAUCUUAUCACUACGAAAUUUCAGAUUCCUACUUAAAAAACUAUGUCAUUCCCGAUAUAAAGUUUCAAUCCCUUUUUAACCUUGUAUGGCUUGAAUUUUCAAAAAUGCUAAUCUCGUACCCAAGAAGGCAAUUGUAGAGUUUUGUUAUGCAUAGUUUCGAUUCCUUUUAUUUUCGCUUUAGGCUAACGGGAAACCCAGCUAGUCCACCGCUGCCAAAUAAUUCAACUAGGUAUCUGGGAAUACCUAGUGUUUACUAACUGACUUAUACAGACUUAUCUUUGCGGGUGUAAACGGCGCGCAAGCAGCUUUGCCUUAAGCUAAAUGCGCCGCGGUCAUAUAGUUCGGGAUUUGCCCGCGUGUAUAGAUAAGUAUGUGUUUUUUUUCUGUGCAUGAUUUUGGUUGUAGCUAUAGGUACAGACAUAAGUGUAUCUAGCUAGAUAUAGCACUGCUUAUGUCUGAGCUAUUUUGACCGCGCCAGUCGUCCUUUGGCAGUUAGUGAUUAAGAACGUGGUUGUUUUUAAGAUUUGUGUUCUUGAUAUUCGUGAGUGUUUUUCUUCUCAAUUAUUUUAUAAUUUCGUUCACCGUUUCUCAUACAUACUUAAAGGGAAUGUAUGUGUUUAAAGUCAUUUUUGAUAAAACAUAGUUGAAGGUUUGCCGAUGGUCCUGGGUUCAAAAGCCGAUAUUCCGUACAACACAGGAUCAAUUGUGAUAACAUUGGGCGUCAAAUCGAAAGAAAAUUUGAUUUCUGUAACUGAAACACAACAAGAUGGAUGUCACAAAUAUGACAUUGCCAGACUUAAGAAUGUGUUGUUUCUGUAUAUCUCUCAAGGCUGGUAUUUUGACUUGGGGUUAUAUUAAUGUGAUUUACCAUGCCGUGCUCUUUAUCAUAUUAUGCUCAGAAUUUAAGUUUAUACUUAUUGUAGCAAUGUUGUACAUCCGUGAAGGAAAUCGGGAUCCAGUGAUGGAUCAUUUUUUUGCAAAUUAUGUGACAUCACUGAUACUGUUGUUCAGUUUUACUGUGUACAAUGUGUUCCUCGUUUUGGCUAGUCAUAAGAAUAGCGUAAAAAUGCUAAACAUUUUAUUCAAAGUUGGUGCGUUACUGUGGAUAUUCAAGUUUCUGUAUUGCAGUGUAUAUCUGGGUUACCAUCUGAUGGCUGCGAUUUUCAGAGACACUGAGCAUAAGACCGAUCCAGUAACUGUACGACUUAAAUUAUUCCUGGUAUUGGUCAUAUUAGAACCAGUUCUUCAACUGUACGGCUUCCUACUAAUACGCAGUUUUAUGUUGAAGAUACGAGGAGAGAACCAUAGCGUUGGAUAUAUUAAUAUUAAUCAAAACUUUGAUGUGGAGAUAGACCGCGAACCACUAAUUAUUCAACCUACUACACCCAUAGUAAAACCUGAACCCAAUGUGGAAUCAAUUAAAAUGGACAUGUCCGAUUUUUAUUAAGUAAUUACGUAUGGUGUUCCAGACCUUUGGGAGGCGUGCGCGGAACCCAACACGUAGAGGCCCUCGUAACACUUUAAUCAAAUGUAAAGGGUACGCCGAGCGGAUGCUGCCCUUGCCCGUGUCAUGGGACGCACGCAGAGGUAGCACCCGCAAGGGUGUUAAGAUGUGUAAAAUCCUGUACCUACUUAUUACUGUAAAGAGGUUCGAUAUUAUGUCUAUUUAACAUCACUUUAGUGUGCAUGUCAAACUAGUGUCUACGCCAAUUCUGGGGAUUAGUUGUCAAGCGGACCCCCAGGCUCCCAUGAGCCGUGGCAAAAUGCCGGGACAACGCGAGGAAGAUAAUGAUCACUUUAGCGUGCGUGUCCCGAGUUAGCACACGUACCUACAUAUGAUUAUUAUGUUAUAAUGUAAUUAAGAGGGAAGUAGGUAUACCACAUGAAUCGUGAUCGUCCAUAGAAAAAGAGAAAACGUUUUUCCACUUCUAAAUAUUUUCCAUUCUCCAUGAUUUUUGCGUAUGUUAUUGACGCAAUGAAGAACUAGGUCUAUAGGUUAUCCUUUAUUUCAAAAUUAGCAAUACAAAAAACAAAAUUAACGCGAAACCUAUAAACUUAAAAUAUAUAUUAUGCUGAAACGAUCGACAUCAAAAUCAUAGUAAUUUGUUAAGAUUUAAUCAGUGAAAACCGUUUUCUCCUGAAAUAGAAUUUCAUAAAAAAAGUAACGUUAUUUCGUUAGGAUAGCAAGGCUAUUCUUCCCUCUUAAGUAUGCUUACGUAUAAGAAUAUCAGAUGAAAAUGUGAUUUUUUCUAAUAUAUUUUGUUAAUUUAUGUUCGGGUAUAAACGGUAAGAAUUUAUGUUUGAUAAUUCUCACCCCUUUACAUACCUAUGUAUGAUACCAAAUUUUAAGUUUAGUGUGAUUUAAAUUUUAAAUGAUAGAAGUGUAAGUAUUUAUCUAUAGGUGUCACACAAACAAAUGAUGUACUUCGGUAAUUUUUUUAUUAAAAUUAAAUUGUUUAAAGCAUA